Astyanax mexicanus (Mexican tetra) is the source of this 2890-nucleotide messenger RNA. It is a transcript of the gene wnt4, whose product is annotated as wingless-type MMTV integration site family, member 4. Lineage: Eukaryota; Metazoa; Chordata; Actinopteri; Characiformes; Acestrorhamphidae. The transcript is spliced from 5 exons. Gene Ontology annotation, biological process: cell fate commitment; multicellular organism development; neuron differentiation. The coding region runs from base 514 to 1572 and encodes 352 amino acids. The record is from RefSeq and is a predicted model, not a curated record. Gene Ontology annotation, molecular function: frizzled binding; cytokine activity. Gene Ontology annotation, cellular component: extracellular region.
ACGCUGAGCUUAGUACCAUCACACACGCUGCAGCAGCACCACACACACACACACACACACACACACGCUCUCUCUCUCACACACACACACUCUCACACACACCGCGGGGGCACGAGACCCAGCGCAGUUCCCUCAUCCUCCCUCAGCCGCUGCUCAGCCAUCUGCCCCACGGUGCUAACGCGAGAACGAGCCAGAGAGGGGACGAUUAUGAAGGACAGAGGGGAAGAGCAGCUGAGGCAACAGGCGACACUCCUCCACCCACACUCCUUCUUCAGAUCCCUCCAUCUCUGCGCGUGAGAGACAGAGAGACAGACAGAGAGAGAGGAGGCAGGAGACAAACUUCUGACACGCAGGAAGGAGAAGUCCCUCAUGACCUGAAGAUGGAUUAGGUGGUCUUCAGAAGUGAUAAAAUCAAACAGACUCACCUGCGGCUCCUCACAAUCAUCUCCUGUGGAUUUUACACGGACUUUUCUCCACCUGGUUUCUUGAAUUCAGCUCAUUUUUGGUGUCAAGAUGUCCUCGGAGCAUUUGUUGAAGUCGCUGCUGAUGCUGUUUCUGGCGCUUUUCUCGGCCAACGCGAGCAACUGGCUGUUCCUGGCUAAGUUGUCGUCUGUGGGAAGCAUCUCAGAUGAAGAGACGUGUGAGAAGCUGCGAGGGCUGAUCCAGAGGCAGGUGCAGAUAUGCAAGCGCAACGUGGAGGUGAUGGACGCGGUCCGUAGAGGAGCACAGUUAGCCAUCGACGAGUGCCAGUACCAGUUUCGCAACCGACGCUGGAACUGUUCCACACUGGAGACCGUCCCUGUCUUUGGGAAGGUGGUCACCCAAGGCACCAGGGAGGCCGCCUUCGUGUAUGCGAUCUCUGCUGCAAGCGUGGCCUUCGCCGUGACCAGGGCCUGUAGCAGUGGGGAGCUGGAGAAGUGUGGCUGCGACCGCAACGUGCACGGCGUAAGCCCAGAUGGCUUCCAGUGGUCAGGGUGCUCUGAUAACAUCGCCUAUGGAGUCGCCUUCUCCCAGUCGUUCGUGGACAUCAGGGAGCGAGGCAAAGGGCAGUCGUCCAACAGAGCCCUUAUGAAUCUCCAUAAUAAUGAGGCGGGGAGGAAGGCCAUUCUGAACCACAUGCGAGUGGAGUGUAAAUGCCACGGUGUCUCAGGCUCCUGCGAGGUGAAGACCUGCUGGAAGGCGAUGCCGCCGUUCCGCAAAGUGGGCAACGUCAUCAAGGAGAAAUUUGACGGCGCCACGGAAGUGGAACAGCGCAAAAUCGGCACCACCAAAGUGCUGGUGCCGCGGAACUCGCAGUUCAAGCCGCACACGGACGAGGACCUGGUCUACCUGGACCCCAGCCCGGACUUCUGCGACCACGACCCCCGGACGCCGGGCAUGCUGGGAACGGUGGGCCGCUACUGCAACAAAACCUCCAAGGCCAUCGACGGCUGCGAGCUGAUGUGCUGCGGCCGCGGCUUCCACACGGAGGAGGUGGAGGUGGUGGACAGAUGCAGCUGCAAAUUUCACUGGUGCUGCUACGUCAAGUGCAAACAGUGCCGCAAGAUGGUGGAAAUGCACACGUGCCGGUGAUCCACUUACGCGCUCCUUCAGCUCCCCUCUGCUGAACUUUAUUUAGAACGACUGACUCCCUUUUCCCUGCCACUUCCUUGAACCUUAAAACCACCCUGGGAAACCAGACGAAUAUGAGAAGAAGAAGAAGAAGAAGAAGAAGAAAAUAAAAAAAACACACACACAGAGGGAACAGAGACAUUCCCCCAAUCAUACAUUCAUACAUUAAAGAAUUAAAGAACAUGUCAUACAUGGGACGUACAUAUCUAGGGGCAAAUAGAGUUGUUUUUAUUAUUUUUUUGUUGGUAUUUUUAUUUCAAGUCCCACUUGAGAGUAUUUUUCUCUCCAUUUUUUUCUUUUGUUUUUAAAUGUGAUUGCUCUCUUAUUUUUGUAUUUUUUUUUUUUUAACUUAUUGGAAUCAGAGAGUGAAUUUUUAAUGUGACUUGCUCCAAGGGGAGUGGUACGGGGUCCAGGAGGGUUGAUGGACUAGGAUUAGAACAGCGGGGUUCUGAAGGAGACGAGUUGGAGUUGGAGUUGGAGAUGAAAUUGGAAUUGGCCGGGGGUAAAGUUUCACCCCCUCCAAUCAUUGAUGCUGCUUUAGGAUCUCACCUGGAGUGACGGACAUCAAGGGAUUUUUUUCUAACGGACUUCCAGAACGAGGGACAUUACAUCUUACAUCUUGAGAUGCAGUCCAGGUGUACAUUUUACGUUUUUUUUUUUUCUCUCGGAAAGAAAAGUAGCAUUUUAGAUUUGUAUUUGGCCAUUUGUAUGUGGCUGAAGGAUGCUGCUUCAGAAAAACAAAAACUCACCAAUAAUGUGUACAGCAGUGAUGAUAUCAUUAUAAUAUUAUUAUUGAGGGAAGCAAACCAACUCUAAAAAAGCAUACCAUUGAAACACUUACAGAAAAAAAGAACAGUGUAUUAAAUUAAUUUCAAAAUCCUAGAAGGUACACACCAUUGGCUUUUGGAAUGGUUACCAUCUUUCUUCCCAAAAAUAACAUCAGAAAAAAAAAACAAGUUUUUCCAUGGACCAUGGAUACUGUGCACGGUGACUCCAGCACUUUUCAUCUCCAGAUGCACAUACCACAAAUAAAUAAAAAAAAAAAAUUCCCAAAGCAUUCCCUGUUCUAUCGACGUUGAGGCAGAGUGACUUAUUGAGUUAUUUAUGACAACUAUGUACAACUACCAUAAUUCCAAGUGUUCUAUAGUACAACCAUGCUAUCCAGUAUGCUUCUAAAGAAACAUAGCUCUGUAAAAGACUUAUACACUGAAGAGGACUAUAAUGCAUAUGAUGAAUGUAUGUCUAAUUGAAAUAUAUGCCAUGUGAAAGACUGACACAA